Cercospora beticola is the source of this 2130-nucleotide messenger RNA. NCBI's taxonomy places the organism in Eukaryota, Fungi, Ascomycota, Dothideomycetes, Mycosphaerellales, Mycosphaerellaceae. The record is from RefSeq and is a predicted model, not a curated record.
AUGUAUUCACUUCUAUCUAGCAUAGCGGUACUAAUUCCAUUAAUAUGUGCACAGUCAAGCUUCACACCAGCUAGACCACCUGCGAUUCCGUUGGCCGUCCGCACGCCAUACCUCAGCACAUGGCAGGCUGCUGGCUCCAAUGGUGGUAAUGGAGGCUACCUCGCAGGCCAAUGGCCCACCUUCUGGGCAGGUCAGAUCAAUGGCUGGGCCGGCUUAAUUCGAGUCGAUGGCGAGACUUAUACAUGGAUGGGAAAACCAGACCCAUUACCUACGAUUGUGACACAGACAGCAUUUGAAUACACUUCCACAAGAAGCACUUUCACCAUGGAGGUCAACGGCAAAGUUUCGAUGAACAUUACUUUCCUAUCUCCGGUCUCUCCAACAAACAAGGAGAGACAGGGUCUGCCAGUGUCGUACAUGUCGGUCAACGUGCAGUCUUCGGACGGCGCAGAGCACGAUGUCUCUAUCUACACUGAUAUCAGCGCCGAGUGGACGUCGGGCGAUCGUAGCAAGGUCGCUGAAUGGAGCCGUGGCACUGCCAGAGGAAUGGGAGCUGCUGCUGGCAAUGCCAACAUUGCCUAUCACAAAGUCUGGAGACAGGUGCAACAGGAGUUCUCUGAGGACUCUGAUCAGGCCGCCUGGGGCAACUGGUACUAUACUACCGAGGAUGCCGAGCAGCUCACUUACCAGUCUGGAGCCGAUGUCAACGUACGCAAGAAGUUCACUGACGAUGGCACGCUGGCAAACACCGACGACACAAAUUUCCGACCCAUCAGUGAAGCUUUUCCAGUUUUCGCCUUCGCCAAAAAUCUCGGAUGUGUUGGCAACCAGAAUGUCGAGACCCUUUUCACGGUCAAUCUCUUGCAGCAGAACAGCGUGCAAUUCGCCACAGGUGUCAACCAGAUCCAGUCCAUGCCAGCUUACUGGCGUGCAGUUUACGGCGACGAUGAGCUUAGCGCUGUCGCGACGAUGUACUACGACUACCAAGACGCAUCAGCAUCGAGUGCCGGUCUUGAUGCCCAGGUUGACCGAGAUGCACGUGCUGUAGGCGGAGCCGACUAUGCUACGAUCACAUCUCUCGCUGUGCGUCAAGCGUUUGCAUCUGUGCAGCUUGCUGGCACGCAGGACGAGAACUACCUUUUCUUGAAGGAAAUCAGCUCCAACGGCAACUUCCAGACUGUCGAUGUGGUCUUCCCUUUCCACCCAAUCUUGAUGUACCUGAACCCAGACUGGAUGAAGUUGAUCUUGGACCCUCUCUUCAUUAACAUGGAGGCACCUGGCCUGUGGCCACAGGACUAUGCCAUUCACGAUCUCGGCGAUCAUUACCCGAAUGCCACAGGCCAUCCAGAUGGUAUUGCGGCUUUGCAACCUCUUGAAGAGUGCGGCAACAUGCUCAUCAUGACUCUUGCGUAUGCUCAGCGCACAAAUAAUAUCGAUUACCUGAACGCGCACUGGGAUGCGCUGCACAAAUGGGGCCAAUGGCUCAUCACCAACAACUCUGUCAUUCCAUUUAACCAGAUCUCCACAGACGACUUCGCUGGUCCACUCGCCAACCAGACAAACCUCGCUUUGAAAGGCAUCAUUGGCCUCAAAGCCGCUUCCAUCAUCGCCAACCUAACUGGGCGCUCCACCGAAGCCCAAGAGUACGACGAGCAGUCUCGAGACUGGAUUCAACAAUGGCAAGAUCUCGGAAACUUACCCAACGCCAAUCCACCUCGCACCUCUCUCAGCUAUGGCGACGAGGAAUCCUGGGGCCUACUGUAUAACCUCUACGGCGACGCCCUCUUGGAAGCCAACCUCGUACCGAAGGAAAUCUACGAACAGCAGAGCGACUUCUACCCCACUGUCCAAGCAUGUUUCGGAGUACCAUUGGAUACUCGUGCGAGGAGGAGCAAGAAUGACUGGGAAAUGUUUGUCGCGGCAAUUGCCAGCGAUGAGACACGAGAUAUGUUUUUGAGUGAUUUGGUCAAGUUCAUUAAUGAGACGCCUACAGCUGGGCCUGUUACGGACUUGUUUGACGUUGAUACGGGAGAUUAUCCUUCUGGUACGAUGUUCAGAGCGCGGCCAGUUGUUGGGGGUUGGUUUGCGCUUUUGGCGCUUCCGGAGGGGAGGAGAGGUCUGCCUAGGUGA